GCGGCGAAGUUCACCUCGACGGAUUCAUUUUCUGACGCGUUCUGGUUAUUAGUGUGAGCUAAAGUGAAUUGCACCGGUACAAAAGUUAUAAUCAAGUCGCUCCUCUAUUGUCUGGUGGUUUUGUUCUCGUGAAGAAGGUGUGAAGUAUACGUGAGUGGACUCAAGAACAGACAAAAUGCCCGUCAGUUGUUUUGUUUGAGUUUCAUCUCCUUUUCAUACACUCUAUAUCAUUGGUCAGACACUCUUUAAGGGUUUGAAUAGCUGCUAACUUGAAAAGAAGGAGUCUUCUGUGUAAAAGAACAAAGGGCUUCUAAUUCCUUGGUUUACUUUGAAGUUAAUGCAAAAAUGACAGAGGCCUUGAGCGAGCUUGGCUGCAUUUGAAGUAGUCUUUAAACUAAGCGGGGUUUGCAAAUUCAGUCACACAGGAGAACGAAACUGUUCUCAACAAUGGUAUAUUUGAUGUAACAGUUGUGGUCUUUAUGAGAGAACUGUUCCACGGGAUAUGUCAUCUAACCCUCAAAUAAACUCUGGAUUACUGGAUUUUCAUCGGUUCUUCACUAUUGAGCAAUAUCGAACUUCGAGACCUUUCUCUCGACGCUAAACUCAGAAUGGAUCUAAAUUUUAACAUUUGCCAGCCAGACACCAAUGAGAAAAAGCACUCUACCGAUGACCUUGGAAUCAAAUCAACCCAUGUCAUAAACCUGGGAGAAAAUGCUCACGCUAUCGGAACACAGAACGGAAAAAAGGAAUUCGGAAGCUCGGAACAUGUCUGUCUGCCCACAGUUUUUGAGGGUAAAAUUACUCAUGAAAGGAAAGUACUUCAAAAAGAGAAGUUAACAAAUAUGGUCUCCCUGCGGAGGUCUGGGUCAAAUCAUGACGUCAGACGCAGCGAUCCUCGGGCACUAUCCCCAUGCUUCCCGAGAUAUUCAUCCCAGGAGAGCCUGGAUGAUAACAUUCCAAAAUCGCCCAUUGUAGGACGUACGUUUCAGCGCAAAAUCUCUAACCCACUCCCCACGGAUUCAAAGAAGAAGUUGCACUUGAGAAUUAGGGGAAGAGCUCUUUCGGAUUCUCCCGCGGAAGCCCUUAUUAGUCCUGUUGUCCCGCGCAAACAUCUAAACCCUGAAAACGACUUUAAUUAUUGGCAAGUACAAGGAGGUUUAUCGCGCGUCAAGUCUUGUCCUGUAAUCAAAUCUGAAUCAAAUGAGCGACUCAGCGAUCUUUCACUUUUACUGACAAGUAAGUCGUCUUCGGCUGUACACUCGACUUUUAAAGCCGCUGACCUUGACAGAUUACCACAGAUUCAUCAAGAGGAUAGUCCAAUGUUGGUGCGCACGCGUAAAACAUCCAACGAAAGACCGAGAGAGCUGUUUAAUGUGAGUCCCAUUAUGGGUCAGUCUGGUAAUUUCUUAAGCAAACCCAACAUAGCUAACGAUAAUCAGUGUGAUUUUACUGAUAAAGUAGAAUACUAUCUGUAUAGUAUGUCUUUUGACGAUGAUAAAGACUCGAUAUCUGGUUUAAGCGACAGUUGAUUGUAAUUCACGCCGUGCCAUCCUGAGUGUUUGAUGUGGUAGUUCAAGGCGAUGUAGGUGUUGCACCUUACCAUGAGGACAAGAGCGUGUUCUACAGAUGAUUAACUUCACGCGCCUAAAAUCUGAAGUGUGCCAAAGGUUUCAUUGUACGAUAAACUACAAUGAACUGCUUUGCUUCACUAAAUUCAACCCUCCAUUACUAUAUAUUCGGGACAUUCGUCAUGACCUAUGCUCACAUUCUCCGCAUCUUUUGCUUUGAGCAGCUCAAAUGAUUAUCUUCUUUUUUCCUUUCCGGUUUGAUUGGGAAUAAAUAAAAAUAGAUGGAGACUUGGCUUAAAUCCACUGGAAACAUGCCACAAAUGGUAACCAAGAUCACGCAAGAAUGUUUGAUUAAAUUGUUUUCAAAGUUUGUUUUUAACGUUUAAAUCAAACAUUGAGACAAUUCUGUCAAUUCUAUUAGCUGCUUGCAAAUAAAUCCUAAUAAAUCGCCUCACGCUAUUGGAUAUGACUGCUCCUUUUAAAUAAUUGUAUAGCUGUUUUUCACUUAAGCAUUUUGCAACCUC
This is a messenger RNA of Pocillopora verrucosa, 2092 nucleotides long. RefSeq lists its product as uncharacterized. NCBI's taxonomy places the organism in Eukaryota, Metazoa, Cnidaria, Anthozoa, Scleractinia, Pocilloporidae. The record is from RefSeq and is a predicted model, not a curated record.